Messenger RNA from Rhagoletis zephyria (snowberry fruit fly), 1126 nucleotides. RefSeq names its product microtubule-associated protein futsch-like. The record is from RefSeq and is a predicted model, not a curated record. NCBI's taxonomy places the organism in Eukaryota, Metazoa, Arthropoda, Insecta, Diptera, Tephritidae.
CCUUUCCCGUUAUUUUCCGGUUCGAGUAGCGUAAAGGAGUCGGUCGCGUGUGGACAGAGUUUUAGAGUGUUAAUAUAAAAGUUAUAAAAAUAAACCGCAAAAAAAAUAUGAAAACCGCCAUUUUGUGUAUUUUUAUGAGCUGGCUAGUGAUUUUUCAAAUCCAAGCUGAUGUACAAGAAAACGAUUUUGCUGAGCUUUGUAAACAAUGCCAAGGAAACGCUUUACCUAGGUGCCCACCCGCAGACGAUGCUAGGCUGCGCAAGAGAGUCGAAUGCAAAUCAGAGGGUUGCACAAUAGCGAUGGCCACCGACGCCGAAACCGAAUACAUAUGCUUGAUGGAUGACGAAAGCCAGAAGAGUGUAAUGACCGAACAAAAGGAUAAUGGACCACAGAGGACCACGUUGCCGGUGCCACUAGCUCUACAGAUGGCUGCGACGACGCAAAGCUCUAAAGUGGACGCUCAAGCAUCAACUGAUCUAGCGGAUACAAUUGAAAUUUUUGGAACUGGAGCAGAAAAUGUGAGUGUUGCCGGUCAGGAGGAGAAGAAAGAUACUGUCCCUGCAAAGACAGAGAGCGAAGAAACAAUAAAUAACAAGGAAAACGGGCAAAGUACUGAAAAAGAGGAAAAGUCUGCAGAAGAAGUGGAUGCGUCAAAGCCAACUGGAGAACAGAUAAAACCAGAGCAAGCUAACAAUUCAGACAAGGCAGAGUCAGUAGAAGUUAGCGCUGAAAAAGGGCCUACAGAAAUAGAUUUAGCAGCACCAAUUUUGCCACCACCAAUAGCGAAACCUGAAAUUAUACCAAAUUCUCCAGAUUACCCCGCCGAUGCACCAGCCAUGGAAGUGGCUACUUCGACUGAGGAAGAAGAACAACCGCACGCAGCAGAUGGCAAUGAAUCAGCGAAAGUUGACCAUACGUGGCCGAGUCAAGUAAACAACAACAAAAUGCGAGUGAAAAUAGCGGCGAGGGAAGCAAAGCUAUCGGCAGAGAAAGGUGAAGUAGACCGAACAGUGCUGAGCAAGAUGAUAUGAAUGAAGGCGGGCAUGAUACUUCGGUUGGAGAAAAUGAUAAUACGGCGCAAGUGAGUGAGGGAGAGGUGAUAAGCCUAUCCAUAAGCUGGAAGCCG